UUUGCCAUUUUUGUGAAUGUUUGUUGGUUUUCUAGAAAAGCUAAGGAUUAGAAGGAAGCAUAAAUAACCAUCUCACCCAUAAACACACAAGUAAUCAUGGAUUCUUCUAAAGAUGUGCAACUAGGUAGGGGUAACCAAGACAAUUGGGAAGAAGGGGUGAUAUCAAUCUCACCUAUUAUUAUGGUUGUGUUGCCAAAGCAACAAGAUAGGCCUAAUGUUGAUGCACCUCUUGAAUUUAAUAGUAGCCCAAGUUUUUCAUCAAAAGAAACAAAAACCAUCAGUGAAGGUGGAGGUGGAAAAGGGGAAAUUGAAACCCUUGGAACAAAUGAAGAAGAAGAAAACGGAGGCCCCCAGUGUAGGAAGCUGGGAAGAUGUGCCCCCUCAUGCCAACUUGGUGGUUGGAUUCCAAUGUAUCUGGAGGAUUUUAAGGCUAGCCUAAGACUUCCUUUGCUAGGGAUGGUUUUUGAUGUGUUGAAGAAAUGGCUGGAGGUUUGGACAAAUAGCAUGAACAAGCUCAACGUUAACAAAGUAGGGACUGGGGUUCCAUUACACAAUGAACGAUUUUGGGACAAUCUAAGAGAUCAUCUCAUUUUGACAAGCCACCAACAACAAUGUUCACAACUUGUGGAUCUAGUUCCUGGUACGAGAGAAUGGAGGGGUUAUAGAGGAACCAGCCUCUUCUUGACAACAGGGGAGAGACUUCUUGCAACAGUAUGGGAACAACGCUGUCAUGAUGAAGAUGAUGGAUCUAGCUUGUGGGAGAAGGAAAGUUGUCUACAGGGCUCCAAGAUGGCAAACCAAGUUGCUACUAUUGAAAGUAAAGUAGAUGAGCUCACCAACCAAAUGUCCAAGCUCAAGGAAGAGUUGGAGAAGGCAUUAGAUAAAAAGGAGAGCGAGUUGGAUGCCUUUUUGGAGGCUGCCGUUAUUGCCAUUAUGAACAGCACCAUCAACAUCUAUAAUGAGACUACAAUUAAUGUGAAAUGGAGCAUAAAUGAAGAGAAUGCACCUUUAUUCCCUCCAACUCUACUCGAUGAAGGUGAGGAGUGUUAUCCUUCCAUAGGCUAUACCAAUUGGGUAGUUAGAAUGCCUAACUUGGGAGCUAGAACUUCUUCCUUUCCUUUAUCAUCUCACCCUCCAACUCUAAUAGAUGUCCCCACAGCGCUCGUGCUUCCAGUUGACUUGAAGGACAACCAAGUGAUGGAUAAGGUUCGCGCGAACCCAGGCGCGGGGUUCAUUGCGGAACCCAGGAGCUGGGUUCGCUUGGGUUCGUCUCGGAACCCAGGGGAGGGGUUUGUGAUGAACCCGCGCCUGGUUCAAGAUGAACCAAGCUCCUGGCUAUUGGGUUCCGCGACGAACCCUGCGCCUGGGUUUGUCUCGGAACCCAGGGGAGGGGUUUGCGACGAACCCGUGCCUGGUUCGAGACGAACCAAGCUCUUGGGUUCAUCUCAGAGCCCAAUCGUUGGGUUCGUCGUGAACCCAAGCGCUGGGUUCGUCUCGAAACCCAAGUGCGGGGUUCGUCGCGAACCCAGCUUCUGGGUUCGUCUCCGAACAGAAGCUAAAGGGAUUUUUGGUUUAGGGGGAAAGAAAAUGAGGAAGAAUACGGUAAGUAUUUUCGGUUUAUUUCUUUAAUUGGAUGAGGAAUAAGAUACUUAAGUAUUUUUGGUUUGUUUCUGUGAUUGGAUGAGUAUUUUCGAUUUGUUUCUGUGAUUGGAUGAGGAAGAAGAAACAAAUGUGCUUGGGGCUGGUUGGUUUGAUGUUAUAAAUUGGUUGUUUAUAU
This is a messenger RNA of Rubroshorea leprosula, 1777 nucleotides long. Lineage: Eukaryota; Viridiplantae; Streptophyta; Magnoliopsida; Malvales; Dipterocarpaceae. The record is from the annotation of a GenBank genome assembly.